Molecule: messenger RNA, 2119 nt
Organism: Neodiprion virginianus
Lineage: Eukaryota; Metazoa; Arthropoda; Insecta; Hymenoptera; Diprionidae
Gene: Poc1
Product: POC1 centriolar protein homolog A
Exons: 6
Coding region: 16-1554 (512 amino acids)
Biological process (GO): cilium assembly
Cellular component (GO): centriole; ciliary basal body
Molecular function (GO): protein binding
Source: RefSeq, a predicted model, not a curated record
GACUAGUCAAACCGAAUGCCUGCGACUCGCCUAGUCAGUCAUUUAAUCAGCGUAGUCCAAAUUAUUCGGUUUCAAUUUUCAAAUUGUGACAACCACAGGCGGGAAUACGGACACACCGUACAACAUUGCACAAAACAGGUUAGGCCGAGCAACGCGAUGGCGCAAAAAGCCUGCGACCCGACGGUGGAGCGGCAUUUCAAAGGACACAAGAACGGAAUCACUGGUCUUUGCUUCCAUCCUGGUACCCACCAGAUCGCGUCCAGCAGUUUGGACCACACGCUGAUGGUUUGGAACUUCAACGAGAGGGUGCGAGCUUUCAGAUUCCUGGCUCACAAGGACAUCGUCCUGGACACGGCAUACGCUCCUUCGGGAGAAAUCGUUGUCAGUGCUUCCAGGGAUCGCUCGGUCAGACUCUGGAUACCAACUAUCAGAGGCGAGUCUCUGGACUUCAGAGGGCACAUGGGCGCCGUCAGAUCAGCCAGAUUUAGUCCAGAUGGUGAGAAGCUGGUCACAGCGUCAGACGAUAAAAGUGUCAAACUGUGGAUGGUCUGUAGAAGAAGGUUCCUGAUGUCCUUUACAGAACAUAAGAACUGGGUGAGAUCUGCAAAAUUUUCACCCGAUGGAAGGCUUGUCGUUUCAUGCAGCGAUGAUAAGACAAUUAAGCUGUGGGAUGUGGUCAGCGGAAAAUGUGUAAAAACGUUUAAUGAAGUAAAAGGGCCAGCGCUUGAUGUUGAAUUUCAUCCCAGUGGAGCUGCUUUAGGAUCAGCAAACAUUGGCGGCUGUGUUAAACUCUACGACUUACGAACAGCUUGUUUGCAGCAGCAUUACGUAGCACACAGUGGCCAAGUGAACAAGGCAACAUUUCAUCCGAAUGGAAAUUUUAUCCUCACAGCGUCAGAGGACUCCACAAUGAAGGUUCUAGACUUACUUGAGGGUCGGCCGAUUUACACCCUCAAAGCACAUAGCGGUGGUGUGACAACUGCAGCCUUUUCGCUGAAUGGUGAUUUCUUCGCAUCAGGCGGAUCUGACCGCCAACUUCUGGUAUGGAAAUCGAAUUUCGACAGGGAUGACAAUGCCCGAAAAACUCCUCGACAACUGAUAUCGCCAGGGGCUAAAUUGAAGCUGAAUAUGAAACAGGGCGAGAGCGAUGUAUCGAAGAUAGAGGAGGACAAGAACAGAACGAUAACAGACGAUGAAAAGGAAAAAUUAGAAGUAGAUGAAGACAGGGAUGAAGAGUAUGGAACCGAAUCUAUGGCGGAAUUUGAAUCCGGGGAUUCAGAUGGCUGCUGCAAAGGACCCCUUCGCGAUAUUCCCGGGGGACGAGUCGACGUCGAAGUGAUAAAUAUGCGAAAUCAAAGACCGAUGGAAAGAGGACACAUCGCUAAAUUUCCACCUUAUCAGCAUAGCACUUGUUCUGCAAGUGAAUUGCCAAACCAGAGUCACACGGUUGUAGAAGCACUUAGCGGACAAGUUGAAUCGCUGAGGAGUACGAUUGUCCUAAUGGAAGAGAGGCUUGGCAUGGUCGAGAGAGAGCUUGAAAACUUGAUUGUAUGAAUUUUUUAAUAUUAACGAGUAGUAUUAAGUACCGAUGAGUCUCAUCUUCCUGAAUUUCGAAUUUGGAAUGAAUUCCGUAUAUGUUUAGUUUGACAGGCAGAUCGCGACUUAAACGGGGUGUUGGGGCUCUAACAAUUUGAUUGAAAUUUACUUAUUUUAUGUUUUGCUACCUUUUCACUCACAAUACUAAAUCUAUUUUUAUAUCCAACUUGAUUAAUUAUUAUAUGAUAAUGCUUAGGCGAACUUGGAGGCUUUUCUUUCAAUCGUAACUUAAGAUUUUUAUGAGGUGAUAGGUGAGAUUGUAGCGAGUGAAUCCCAAAUUGAAGUUAUGCCAUAUAAUGAAAACGCUAGUCUUCCGCUAUUUAUUUUUUGUGUUUACACACAUGUGAUGAUAUUUAUUUUAUUACCAUUAUUCUUAACAUUAGAAUAUACACAAUAAAAAUAUGCACAAAAAUGGAGAGAAAAUCUUGUAUUGUUAGUAAAAGGUACAUGUAUACGAUUACAAAGUUACAAAACUGUUAGUUAAUUAAAAGUGGCUAUUCAAAAAGAACCAAAAAAGCAUAAA